UGUAUUUGGUUAUGCCUGUAAAGUGUUUCGGGAUGAUGAAAAGGCAUCUUAUCUCGAUCAAGGGAAACAGCUUAUCCCAUGGAUGGGCGACGAUCGUCUGAUGAUUGACAGGUCUGUGGCUCUUCCAGUGGAAUAUUCUAAGAAGUUUCGAAUUUCUCGUGUUUACAAAUCGCGCGGGUCCUAAUUCAAGAUUAAUUUGCAGGAACAACGGUCUUGUAGCAAAGUGGUAAUGGUUUGUGUUGUUUGCUACCGGAGGUGACAUGACAAGGGAAGGGAGACAACUGGCUUCAACAGCAACUCGCCACCAACACCGCAGCUGUCAAAUGGCAGAUGGCAAACGGAAUUAUUCUGCACAAUCUAUGUCAUCAAUGACAUGGGACAUUAUUUAGAGAAUUGUGCAGAUAUGUUUUUGUUUGUAGCCAUGGGUGGACAAAAACCACCAUCUAAAUGUUUUCGUUCCAGAUUGAAGUGUUGACAGACUCCGUCUAUGUUGGUGUGGCCUCAUAUUGGGUAUGACGGCCGAGGACAUCUGUAUGACCUGUCUGCGUAUGAUGCUGAGAAUGUCAAAAAAGAAAACAUUGAGUUGUCUGAGACUGAAAAAGCUGUUGAAGCUGCCUGUGAUGAAGAACGAUAUCUGGAACUACGAACAGAUAUUGCAGAAGCAGAAUUAUAUCAAGAGGAGGAAUGGAAGCGGUACUACGAGUCCCUCCAUGAUGGUUACAAGGCAGUUGGGUUCAGCUACGACCAACCCGAAGAAGACAUACUGGAGGAUCAUCAAGCUUUAAGAGAAUCAGAAGAUGACAAGCCCUUUGUUCCCCCACCAGAACUACAAGUGCCUAAGGGUGUUAACUUGCCAGUCAACAGAAAAGCCAACGUCAUCAUUGAAAAGACGGCAAAGUUUGUGGCCGAACACGGCGCUCAGAUGGAGAUCAUCAUCAAGACGAAACAGUCGGGCAAUCCCCAAUUUGAUUUCAUGCACUUUGAGAACGAGCUGUCCCAGUACUACAAACACAUGGUGAAAAUGAUCAAGUCAGGGAAAUACAAGCCACAGACGCAAGAACAAGAUGAAGAAGGCCUUGACGACGAUGAUGAUGGACAUGGCUACCUUCAUCCCCUGCUGAACCCAACGUCAACAACACAGCCGAGCAAACCAAUAAAGAUGCCAGUUGUCUCCAUUAAUGAUACUUCCUAUGGUCAGCUGAUUAAGUCUAUCAAAAGGAAUUCAGCGAAAGUAUCAGAAAAUAGUUCUUCAGUGGGUGACCGGGACACAAACCCUCUUGCCCCACCCCCAAUGCCCCCAUUUGCGAACCAGACAGUGUAUCCCUCCUCUGCCGCCCACGCUGGUCUGCCCCCUCCCCCUGGCACGGAGCCUGUGGUGCUGCCAUCCUCGGAACUACCUCACAUCCAGGGACUCCAGCCAAGGAGGGCCAUGAAGCAGGAAGACGAGGGAGGAGGAGGAAGUUCGACACCAAGUCAGAUAGUCCCGCCCCCUCCUGACAUUCAGCCAAUCAUAGACAGGAUGGCGAUGUACGUGGCGAAGAAUGGUGUGGAGUUUGAGAUCGUUGUGAAGAGCAAGGAUGACACCCGCUUUCAGUUCCUCCAUCCAUGGCAUGUCCACUUUCCAUACUACGACUUCAAGAAAACUCUCUUCCUCAAGGAGGUAGAACAGGAGCGGCAAGAGAAAGAAGAGGCUGCAGCUGCGGCGGCGGCAAACAAGGCCGUCAGCUUCUCAAUCAAGACGCGCACCAAGGAGCCAGAGAACGUCACGCAGCUGAAGAAACCUCUCUUUGACUAUGGCAGCAGUGAAGAUGAGAAUGAAGGGGAAACACUGGGAGAAUCUGACAGCCAGAAGGAGCGAACCACGGACAUCACCUCCAGUUCACCGACUGUUUCCGACUCAGGCCAGGUGUCAGAGGUCAUAGUUGAGGUCAAGCCAGAGGUCAAGUCAGACAUUCAACUCGAAGUCUUGGAGAAGAAAAUGGCUGAGGAACGCCUGAAGGACCGACUGGCGAACGCAGCGCGAGAGAAGCUGGCACAAGCCAGUAAAGAGAAGCAGGUUCAGGCGGAACGCAAAAGGAAAGCAGCCAUGUUUAUCAACCUCCUCAAAAUCAAACCUACCUCAGCGGAUGAGUCAUCCAGGGAUGGUGCACAGGAAUCCUAUUCUACAUCCCCCCGAGGGACUCCAAGCAGCAGUCGUCCAUCAACCCCUGGGUUUGUGUCUAGUCGAGAACGGUCAGUUCCAUGUGAUGACCGAGAUCACCCAGUAGAACAUGACAGGUAUGACAGCUACAGGAGGGGCUGGCCCAGAAGGUCAAGGUCAAGGUCACCUCAUCCAGCUUAUAGAUCACGCUCAAGGUCACCUCGGGGCCGUCACAGGUCAAGGUCAAGGUCUCCUGUUUACCAGUGGCGACGGCGACGAUCGCCCACUCCACCAAGUGCUUUCAGUGUAAUUAGAAGGUCACCAGCUCGAAGACCCUCUCCCCGAUUGAGCAGUGGCAGGAGAAAGUCACGGUCAAGGUCACCACGUAGAGUUAUUCCACUAGUUAGGACAGGAAGACGCUCAAGGUCACCGAAGAAAAGUAAAUCCCCGACAAAAAAGAGAUCUAGAUCACGAGACAGGAAGAGGAAGUCAAGGUCACCCUCCAGAAACAAGAAGAGGUCAAGGUCAAAGUCUCCCAGCUCCAAACAUAAAAAGCCGAAAAAGUCUGAUGCAAGGUCACCCAAGAAGAAGAAGAAAGAUAAGGACAAGGAAAAGAGCAAAGACAAACGUAAGGACAAAAGUCGGGAUAAGGUGAAAGACAAAGAAAAGCACAGAAGUAAAGACAAAAGUGGGAAGCAUUCGACAGAAACAGAGAGUUUGUGUAAAACUGAAGCUAAAAGUGUUGAAGAAAGCAAAGGUUCUGAAUCCGAACAUGAGCAUGAGAAAUCAGAUGGCAGAGAUAGUUCCUCAGAUAGUGAAGAUGAGGCACCACCAGUAGUGCCAAGACCUCAGGAAAUAGAUGCAACUAUUGAGAUAAUAGAGAUUGAUGACAAUGAUGACCCAGUGGAUGACAUCCCUCAGCCUCCCGGGCCCCCUCCAUCACUCCCCCUCCUGGCACUGGACGAUGAGAUGACACAAUCUCCACAUUUGCCAUCAGAAAGUGACUUAACGGAGACUGCAAGUGGUAGAGACUCCCCUGCUGUAGAUCCAAGUAAACCUCCCAGAGAAGUGUCCAAGCAUCUUCUGUCCCGCGUCAGAGCCUUGCUGAAGGCAUCCCGAGACGAGAUAUUAAAAGAUGGUGAUGGUCCGAAUGAUGACCCCUGAUGAAGACUUCAUGUCGAUGCUGCAGGUUCGGUGUCGAAAGAAGCAAUUCAUCGCAAUGUCCAAAUCAGGGUUUCACUUGUAAAUUCAAAUCCCUCAGUCCUUCAGGUUGCCAGGAUACAGGGUCACUGACCCUCUGCUUGAAUUGGCCCCUUGAAGCUAUAGUUCUGAAACAAGGGCCAACAGCUAAGGGUCGCUGACCUAUCUGAAUCUGGAUAUCUUGGUUGGAGAUGUCCUUGUUUCCAUUCAGACCUGUAGUUUAUGCAGGUUUUUUCUCAAACCUUUGAAUCAGUAGUUGAAAUACAGAUAAAUUUAGACUCUUCAAUUUUAUUUUAUUUAUUGAAUAUAUUUGUAUUUGAUUCCCGGGAAGAAGGCAAACCGCAAAUUCUCUAUUUUCAUUUGGUAUUUUUGUUAAAUGUGACAUGAAUGAUAAAAUUGUAUAGCUUUUACAUGAGAUCAAAGCCACACACUGUUUGAGUGUUGGUGAAGGUGUGUCUAGUGCAUGUCAUGGUUCCAGCUCAAUCUUUGAGCAAUCAUCUAUAGGUCUAUGAUCAUGUGUCAAUUGUCUGGGUCAGGUAGAGAAACUGGGAUUUAGGUUUUUCGAUUACCAGGCUUGGUGGUAAAAAUAUGUCUUUUGUGUGGAAUUCUUAUUUUUUACACCUUCUCGAUUUUUAGGAUGGGUGAAAUCAGAAACCUAGUAAUUCAAACAAAAACAUGUCAGUUGCCUUGUGAAUUGUAGAGUAUUGUGACUUGAUGAUGCCAGAUAUUGAACUAGGGAUAAUGUGUGGUGUUGGGGUAAUCAGUUUGAAACAUAGCCACGUGAAUGAGGUUUUGUUUUGUUUAAGUCAUCAUCACAUAAUUGAAGGACACAUAGAAAAUCUCACCUGAGUGUCUUUUGAUAUCAAUUAUAUCAACACGAGUUGAUAAAAAAAACUCCGAGUGUUGAUAUAUUUCAUAUCAAAAGACACAAGUGUGAGAUUCUAUUUAUCAUCCUCCAUCAUCCUUCCAACUUUUGCAGUUUGUAGACAGUAAUAAGCAGUGUCUUCAGUAUAAUAAAAAGUACUGCUAACAGCUUCAGUAGCAGAGCCAUUAGUGAUGUCAUUUGAUUGUGAUGUCAUGGUAACAAUGACGUCACAUUGGUCUGCAAAGCAUUGUGAUGCAAUUUCAUUGCAGCGAUAUCUACAAUGUAUCUCCUGUGGGAGCCAGUUAACCUAACCUAGUUAGGUAUCUUGUCAUAUCAGGUUGGACAAAGUCAGGGUUUCACCAGAGAACUCUAUAAUGAGAGAACUCUUAGACAUGGUGCAAUUAUUUUGUGUUCUUCCUAUGAAACAAUUCACUGUUCUCAGGUGUUGCCUAUCAAGUGUGUCAGCAUAAAGGAUAUUUUUCUGAAAUUGAAAUUCUGAAGUAGCAAUCAAUAAGAUAAGAUAGUUAAAUAUCUGAAGAAAACAUAUUGAACAUUCUGAAUCAUCAAGGAUACCUUGAAUAAGAUUUGUAUAUUUGUUUGAAAAGAUAUUUGAAAAACUCCUGUGCUACCUUGCACAGUUGUUUAAUUUCUGUUAAAGAAAUAAAUAAAGACAUAUCUGAAAAACAGUCAGCAUCCCCACUGCAGCAGUUGCCUGACAACCACAUUGUUUUGUUUUUGUUAGCCUAGGAUAGUACUCAGGGGGCAAAUAUGAGGCCGUCUAUGUAUGUCUAGCGGUGCUUUUUAUAUAGUUUGCUGUAUGUAUGGUAGCUAUUCCUAGUUCCAUAGUAGAUAUUCUCAGCUCUAUGGUAGAUAUUCCUACCUCCAUAGUAGAUAUUCCUACCUCCAUAGUAGAUAUUCCCAGCUCCAUAGUAGAUAUUCCCAGCUCUAUGGUAGAUAUUCCUACCUCCAUAGUAGAUAUUCCCAGCUCCAUAGUAGAUAUUCCCAGCUCUUUGGUAGAUAUUCCCAGCUCUAUGGUAGAUAGUCCCAGCUCUAUGGUAGAUAUUCCCAUCUCUAUGGUAGAUAUUCCCAGCUCUAUGGUAGAUAUUCCCAGCUCCAUUGUAGAUAUUGCCAGCUCUAUGGUAGAUAUUCCCAGGUCCAAAGUAGAUAUUUCCAGCUCUAUUGUAAAUAUUUCCAGCUCUAUGGUAAAUAUUCCCAGCUCCAUAGUUGAUUUUCCAUCUCUAUGAUAGAUAUUCCCAUCUCUAUGGUAGAUAUUUCCAGGUCUAUGGUAGAUAUUUCCAGCUCCAUAGUAGAUAUUCCCUGCUCUAUGGUAGAUAUUUCCAGCUGUCUGGUAGAUUUUUCAAAGUGUGAUAGAAGUUAUAACGUGAUAUCUUGUCAGGUGAACCGUUGUUAGCCAGCAAGAUGCUGAUCUUUCUAUAUUCAAAGAUCUUGUAAAUAUGUAGCAAGGUCAUAAUAUAGCAUAACUAGUACUUCACGGAAGUACCUUCAUCUUUCUAUGUGCAAGUAUUGUGGACUGUCAGUAAUGAUUCUGUGGGGUUCAAGGGGCAAGUAAUUUGGAAACAGUGAUUGAGGAUAGAAUAUCAGACUAGGAGAAUCAAAUAGGAUGUGUGUGCUACCGUGGCUACAGCUGCAUUGGUUUUAAUGACUCAAACAGCUACCGGUAUAUUUAUUCUCACAUAUAAAGUCUGCAGUUUUGCUAGUCAGAAGCCUGAGUCAAGACAUAAGACUUCCAACAUUGUGACCGAACAGUACUGAAAACUACUGAGCUACUUGUCCUAAUUAUAGGCACAGGGUGCCGGAGUGUAAAUUGUAUGUAUAUAUUUUCUCCACACUUUCAGGAAAGCCAAAUGGAGAUGUUUCUGUAAUUGUACAUAGUGUAUGGAUCAGGGUGCAAGCAGUAGGGGUGCUGUGACUCAGGUACCCAGAGUUGUACAAUGGACAGGUGCUUGUUGUGACAGUGAGACCUUGUGAUCAUCUCACAUAGUGCUGGAUCAGGGUGCAAGCAGUAGGGGUGCUGUGACUCAGGUACCCAGAGUUGUACAAUGGACAGGUGCUUGUUGUGACAGUGAGACCUCCUUGUGAUCAUCUCACAUAGUGCUGGAUCAGGGUGCAAGCAGUAGGGGUGCUGUGACUCAGGUACCGAGAGUUGUACAAUGGACAGGUGCUUGUUGUGACAGUGAGACCUCCUUGUGAUCAUCUCACAUAGUGCUGGGCAAUGGGAUAAUAUGAAUGUUUCAAAAAAACGUUUUUGUUACCGACACAAAGAUAAUGGUAAUGAUAGACAUUUUAUCUCCCCGAAAUCUUAAAUGUAAACAAUAGGGUUAUGACCAGAAUGCCAUGACUUCCAUACUUAAUCUACAAAUGCUGUUGUGCAUAUUUACACUUAAGGCCAUAUACAUUUACUGCAGAAUACAGUGUGUUUAAUAAAGUUUUCAUGUCAAGAAAGUAAAUCACCGAGAAAUUUGUCAGCUGCAGUGUUUGCUGCUCAGUCUAAACUUCCCUUGACAGAGGUCACCUUAUUUUUGUCCAUCUGUAUAUAGUCAUAAUUUUUUAAAGAAAAUAAACCUCUUUUGUUAUCCCUGGUUACAUACGACUAAAAAAAUGUUAACAGCCCGAUUCUUUCAUAUUGCUGGUGUUAAUAGGUCAUGGCAUAGCUGCUUGGCAUGACAGAUUAACUUGAGUAAUAUGAAAGAAUCAGCUGAUCCUUAAGUUUUUUUGAGUAGUAUAUUCAAUACAUUUGAAGUUAAACCCAAAAUAGUUUUAGUGAACAAAGUAUCAUAGCCUGUUUACUCCUAAAGUUGAUGAGGCUGACUGAUGAAGUGAUACCUGUAUCUGUGUACAGUGAAACAUUGUCUGUCUCGAUGCUACCAUCCCAGUGAAAUCACCUGGGUUAACAAAUUUCUGGAUUUGUGAAUCAUGUUACAGAGUAAUGCUCCGUUGUAUAUAUGAACACAAUUGUCCUAAAGCUGGAGUGUCCAGGUUGACAAGGUUUCACUGUAUAGAGUUUGCUGGGUUGUCAGAUGCCUCCACAGGGCAUUGUAUUGUAUAGAACAAAGGCUGGGUCAUAUUGACCCAGUCACCCAUGAAUAAAUCAUUUUCAUAAAA
Molecule: messenger RNA, 7328 nt
Organism: Haliotis rufescens (red abalone)
Lineage: Eukaryota; Metazoa; Mollusca; Gastropoda; Lepetellida; Haliotidae
Product: splicing factor, suppressor of white-apricot homolog
Exons: 17
Coding region: 488-3304 (938 amino acids)
Biological process (GO): RNA processing; mRNA 5'-splice site recognition
Molecular function (GO): RNA binding
Source: RefSeq, a predicted model, not a curated record